Molecule: messenger RNA, 1031 nt
Organism: Salvia miltiorrhiza (redroot sage)
Lineage: Eukaryota; Viridiplantae; Streptophyta; Magnoliopsida; Lamiales; Lamiaceae
Exons: 3
Coding region: 215-790 (191 amino acids)
Source: RefSeq, a predicted model, not a curated record
AUAAGCAAGUAUACGUGGAAGCUCAGUUCUCGCACCAGCUACCAAACUCGAAUAUUUCUGCAAUUACUGGAAGAAAUAACACAGAUUUCUCUGAUUUGCAUUUCAGUUUUUGAUCGAGAUACGUUUAGAAAGAGGAUACAAAUUUCUGGGCUACCCACGAAAUUCAGAGAAAGCAAAUACAGCAUCGAAUUUUUUGAUUUUGUUUUGGUAAAAAAUGGGUCAGGCAUUUCGUCGAGCAACUGGAAGGAUUGGCAGCUCCGCAGUCGAUACGACGUCGCAGCUCCGGAAACCCAUUGAGCGGCCGCCAGCUCCGCCUCCACCACAUUCUUCUGUUCCCGUUGACAAAAACCCAGCUGCUGACAUCACUCAAGGUUCCGAGGGUGCAUCAAGAGUGAAAGCAGAAAAUGUCCUUGAGGAACGAGACCCGCAAUAUGAUUCCAUGCUCAGCCAAAUGGUGGGUAGAAUUCAAGCAAAGCCUGGAGGGAAGCUCGAGAUGGGCGAGGCCACUGUGGUGAAGAGUUACAAAAGGCCUUUGCCGAAGCUACGGAAUACAAAACCAGAUUCCAGCAGGUACGAGGACCGGUCUGCGCCGCCUGGAACACUGAAGAUAGCGCAGCUGCGCCAAAUCAUUCUCUUGCACGAGGGCAAGUCGGAUGAGCACGAUGGUCCCAUGGAUGCCGGUCAAAUUGCCGAACGGUUCCGGAUCGACGUUGCACAGGUUCAAAAUAUCCUCCAGUUUGUAUCUCUUCCUCCGGAGGAUGACAGUAAAAAGAAAAAUGAUCAAGAAUGAUCACUUAUUGUGUUCCAAGAGCUUCAUUGAUCAAGUUUUUGAUUAACUUUUUGUAUGAGGAAUAGAUCUUCUAGAGGUGAGAACUGCAAAUUGUACUAGGUGAAUGUUGCAGUGUUACUUGAUAGGGAUUUUCUUUUCUUUUUUUCUACAGAAUUUUGUAACAUUAUGCCCCUCUAUAUAUUUUUGCUUGUUGGAAAUAAUACUGUCAAAAAUGUUGAAAGAAAAAUGCUUUUGGACUCAA